CUAAGACCUCAAAAGUCUCUUCUUCAAUAGGUUUGUUUUACAAUGUACAUUUGGAUAAGCCCGCGUAUAAACAAUAAUACAUGUUUAUUUAGAUUCCUAUUUUAAUUUGUAUUCAAACCUGUGCCAGGUUCAAGUAUGAAUGAUUGCCAGCUCGUAUAUGAAUCAAAAGUACCACGUGCUUUUUCUUGUAAUUGCACUUGACAUACAAAUGCUUUUAAUGAAAAAUAGCCAACUAUUGUUAAAAUUACGGUCCAUUUAUAUGUAUCAGCGGUUCUUGCUUCUUGAAGGGGCUGUGUGUGUGUUACUAUCCAAUGGAAAGCUGGAGCUAGGAAACGCCUCUUCUCAAGCACAUGUGGGACCACUCAAGGUCUCUGAAGUCUUUGUUGCAUCGACAUCUUCGAAAACUUUCCGCAACUUUAUUAUACAUUUCAACAGUUAACUUCAACAUAAAACACGUUUAAUAAUACAACAAAUACGAUGUACCUUUAUAUUUGCGUAACUUAACCUGUGAUAAGGGUACAGCAGGUGGAUCUGAAUUAACUUCAGUCAUGAACUAAGUUUAAUCCUCGUUUAUUACUUUAAUUAAAAUGCAUCACUGCCAAUGAGAAAGUUUCUGUUGACAAUAAACCACAGAACAGUCAUCACAUUGUUCGGAGCGUGCAGCGCCCUCUAGCGUCCGUGUGUGUUCACGUGUUUGGAAUAAUCCCAGCAGCCUUUGCUAAGCGUAUCUAAGCAACGGAACGCUGUUUAUAAACAGGUCAAGACUGAAACGUUGGCCGAGGAUUAAGACUUCAGACAUUAUUGACACGAUUGCAACAUGUGUGAUGCUACAGAAAGCAUGGGUCUUGAGCCCCUGGCAGAGGAUGUAAAGCAGGCAGCUCAAACAGAGGCUGUCUCUGAGACAGAACAGCUCAGCAAGGAGGAUAAAGGGGGGAGACCAGCGUCUGCAGAAGAUCCUAGAGAACAAGAACCACACUCCAGGCAAGACAGGGGACACUUACACCAUGAUGAGGGUCAAACGGCUGGUGAGAAAGUCGAAGAAGAGCUGGAGAAACGAGUAGAAGAACAGGGAGUCAGUCAAGACAAACACCAGGAAGAAGUGGACCAAGAAAGUCAAGAGAUGGGCCAGGAAGGUGAACAGACAGCCCAGAGGGGUGUAGAGCUGGUGCAGGGGGCUGAGAGGAUGAGCCAGGAAGCGGCAGAAUUGCCCAGGGGGAACCUGGCCCUGGGGAGUGGAGAGUCGAGUCUCAGGGAGUCUGAAGAUGGAGAAGGGAAGGGGAAGCACUCGGAUCCUGGAGUAGACCCACCAGAAGACUCGUUGAUUUACACAGCCACUCCCAGGACACUGUUUGAAGAGAGAAAGGAGCCUCUGGUCAAAGCUCACCCACUAAACCUGGAGUGGGUGUUUGGAAUCAACCAGAAUCUCCCUGUGUUCAGUCUACAAGAUGAAGGCAGGGUUGUGAUCCUGUAUGGAAGUUCUCACACUGUGGUGAUAUAUGACUAUACCAACAACACCCAGCACAUUCUCCAGGGUCACUGUAGUCCUAUUUCAUGUCUCUGCAUCAGUGAAGACAGGAGAUGGGUAGCCUCAGCAGAUAAAGGUCCAGAGAGUUUGGUGAUAAUCUGGGACUCCUACUCUGGGAUUCCAGUUCAGACCCUGUUUCACUGCCACCCAGAAGGAGGGGUAUUAGCCAUGGCAAUGACUCCGGAUGCCAAGUAUGUUGCAACAGUUGGUGCAGAAGCCGCUCAGAGAGUCUGCAUUUGGGACUGGUCUUCACAAAGGGAAGAUCCUGUCUGUACAGCAGAACUGAGUGCUGAAUAUGGGGUGCAGGAUUACAUCUUGUUUAAUCCGAGUGAUUGCACACAGCUUGUCAGCAACAGUGAAAGCCAGGUUGUGUUCUACUCCUGGAACAAUGAGAAGUUGGAAUACACAGUGCCACAAGUUACAGUGGAGUCAUUUAACAAGGCUGUGGGAUCCUUCAGCCAGACGGUUUUCCAUUUCCGUGCUUCUCAGGCGCUCACAGGCACCUCUCUGGGGAACCUGGUGGUCUGGGACAGGAUCCGCAUCCCCUCCCUCCUCAAACCACAUAACAAGCAGGCCAAGAAAAUGAUACAUCUGCAGAAGGACGGCAUCACAGUGCUAACUGUGACCGAUAGCUAUAUAGUAACAGGUGACAGUAAAGGACAUGUUAAGUUUUUCAGUGACCAGCUGCUACUUUUAACCUGGUACAACCACUUCAAUUUGGAUCCAGUUCGAUCCAUUUCCUUUGCUAAAGAACAGCCAUCUCUAGCAAGGGCGGAAACAGCAUACCCAUCAGACUGCACUAUCAAGGCCGAAAAGCUUAUUAUCAGAAACUUUGUGAUAUCUGCUACAAAUGCAGUAGUACUUCAUGUGGCUGCAGAAGCAACCCAGCUGAAUACCUUGGUGCAGGAGCACGGCAAGCCACUGCAUGCUGUAGCCUGCCAUCCAGCCCAGCCUGUUAUCUGCAUGGGAAGCUACUGCGGAGUCCUCAAGGUGUGGGACUAUCAGUGCAAGAAAUACAUCUGCAGCAGAAUCUUUGAGAACGAUAAUGAAAUCAAUUGCCUGGCGUACGAUCCAAAAGGCUUCCUAAUAGGGGUUGGUUUCGCCAGUGGCACAGUUUAUAUCCUUGAUGCCUUAUCCCUGAACAAUGUGUGCAGUGAGCCCUUCAGAUAUGCUAAAGACGCCAUCACCCAUAUCACCUUCUCCAGCGAUUCUAAAUACCUUGCCACUGCUGAUGCAGAAUUUACAAUCACAGUUUUUAAUCUUGUUCCUAAAAACGAUGAGAAAAGCUGGCGGUACCUGUGGAGGCAGCGUGCUCACUAUAAACCAAUCCAAGAUGUCAUGUUUGGUAUUAACCUGGACAGCAAAAUGCCAAGGCUGCUGUCUCUUGGCAUGGACCGAGUGCUGGUAGAGUAUGACCUCAGUGACGGCAGUAAGGACAGCCUGCGGAUCCUGGCCAGUGAUCGUAUUGAACAGAGCGCUGUAGCCAAAUGCAUGAUCUGGUACCCACCCGUCACCAAAGAGAGCUUCAUCCUCACAGCCAAUGACCAGUUCAAGAUGAAACUCUAUAACUCUACCACUAAAAUGUGCAGAAAGACACUCCUGGGACCAACAUAUGGGUCUCCUUUAAAGAAGAUAGCUUUGCUCCCUGUUGCAUGUAGUAAUGAGCUUAAAACCAGCUAUCUUGCAUACAUUACAGAAGACCAGGUUGGCCUCCAGAUCCUGCCCGUGGAUGGCAAUCCCCACAAGUCUUCAGCCGUCGUCUGUCACCCCGAGGGGGUCUCCUCAUUCACCUGCUCCUAUGACGGGAAGUAUGUGUUCACUGCGGGAGGAGGCGAUUUCACAGUGUUCAGCUGGGAGACUAACGUGAAUGCCCUCGAAGCUGCAGCGUGCCUCGGAGGAAAAGACCUGGUCCCGUUCUAUAGUCUAUUAGAAGGGGGGAGAGAUGGAGAGCUGUUUAGGGAGCUGGAAGACUAUUUUUAUUAUUGCCAGUUGCGAACUCAAGGUAUUGACACCAUGGAGACCAGGCAGGUGUCAACAAAAAUCCCCCUGACUGAGACUCCCUUUGUGAUGCGGGCACUGGGGUUCUACCCAACCGAGCAGGAGGUUGAAGAUAUGCUCAAUGAAGUCAAAUUUAGUAAAUAUGUGGACUCCGGAAAGUAUGUGGUAGAUAUCGAUUUAGCGGAAUUGUUAAAGCUGUAUAUAAACCACCGACCAGCUUUCGGCAUUUCAACAUACGAGCUGCAGCAUGCAUUUGAGGUUUUGGGCUUGGAAAACGAGAACUGCGAGAAUGCACUGAACCGAGGGGAACUACUGCAGCUGCUGCAGAGCAGAGGGGAGCAUAUGACAGAGGAAGAGCUGGCAGAGUAUUUUUCAACACUGUUGGGUUUAAAUCCCGAAGGAGGAAGAUCAGAGCUGGGGAAUUACGAUUCAACAGGUUCAAAAUAUUUGCUGGAGAAUGCUAUUCCAGAGGAAAUAACAGCAGAGAUGUUUACUGUUGAUAUUCUGGGUUUGCCUACAAUUAUUCAUGGGCCUGAACCUUCUGAAGAACAGCUGACAGCUCAGGAGUCAGAAUUAUCUUAGCUGGCAAGAUCGUGUCACUGUCUCCUGUAAUAAACACACACGGGCAAAUCUUGGGAGGGGAUGUGGAGCCCCGGUGUAAUUGUACUGUUUUAUAAUCCCUGUGGCAUAGCCCUACACUGCUUGAAUACUCCAUUAUAUAUUUUAUACCACAACAAUAAAAACGACUUAAAUUAAAUCCCUGCUCACAUCUUUCAGAAGUUUAGUUUUUCUUUAAAUGGGUUCUGGUUUCAGUAGAAUGCAAAUUGUUACCUUAGGUAGGGUGGUCCAAGAUCAGUGCCCGUCAGCUUGUGAAACCAGCCAUGUACUAAUAGUGCAUGUUGUGUGCAUGCUUUUGUUGUUGCCGUGUUGGGCAUGACCAGGUCUCCUGACGCUUUCGUGUAGCGCUGCUAAUUACUGGCCCGGUGGUGAACGCUGUGUUGUUACAC
Molecule: messenger RNA, 4530 nt
Organism: Polyodon spathula (Mississippi paddlefish)
Lineage: Eukaryota; Metazoa; Chordata; Actinopteri; Acipenseriformes; Polyodontidae
Gene: cfap251
Product: cilia and flagella associated protein 251
Exons: 21
Coding region: 818-4105 (1095 amino acids)
Cellular component (GO): sperm flagellum
Molecular function (GO): protein binding
Source: RefSeq, a predicted model, not a curated record